GGUUGUAUACCAAUAAGAUCGAUUAAGCGAUGUUAUGAGCAUACCAAUAAGAAAACUCGUCCUUCGACGUUGGUGGGUGUUGCUUCCCCAUCUCCACCGGUGACUGCUCUUCUCACCUCCAUUGAAACCCCAGAAAAAUAAAAUAAAAACUUGUGAUUUGGAUCUCCGGUCGAGGAGAUGAGAGAUGAGAGAUAAGAGGAGAUGUGUCGCGCUUGCGGCUUCACCAUCAGAGGGUGGACGAGAGAUCGAAAGGGAAGAAGAAACUGUUCAAUAGAGGGUUAGGCGGCAGUGAAUUAGGGUUUAACUU
Linum tenue is the source of this 307-nucleotide messenger RNA. The record is from the annotation of a GenBank genome assembly. NCBI's taxonomy places the organism in Eukaryota, Viridiplantae, Streptophyta, Magnoliopsida, Malpighiales, Linaceae.